AACUUGCGGAAGUAUCCGAGAAAGAUGUGAGCGUACUCGCGCGAGAGAUACUGGCGAGUUCACGAAAAUCGCAGCACCGCUUUCGCCCGCAACUUCGGUACAAGUUGAAUCACCUAGUGUCGCCGCUCUUGCAAACGCGUCGAGUAAACGCGGCACGGCAAGAUGAAGAGGCGAAAUAUGUAAAUGCCAGCGCGCGUCGCGAACACUCCCGCAAGAUCGAUCGCAGGCGAUCCGAGGCGAUAUUGAAACUCUUGAGCAAACUCAAAAUACGCAAGUCAUCGAAGAGUCAGUCGCGGUUCAACGAUUGCAAAUCCGCGACCUCCAACAUUAGUCAUGCUGGAGACACGAUGAGUCCACCGUCGCGUCGCGAAAAUGCGGUCACUAAAGAACCGGUCAGUUCGACGGUCGUUGCGAAAAAUAAACCGGAAGCAAAAGCCCCGGUCAUAUCCUACGAUUACGAGGCAGCGAUUAGCCAGCCCGACGUGCCCAAGGUGUACUCAAAAAUCGACGAUGACACGCAAAACGCGAGCUGGUCGGAGCCCAGCGACGAAUCGUCGGCGCCGACCAAGAGGAGAGAUCUUUACGUUUUCGGGAAAGCGAGUGUAACUACUAAGAAAAGAGGAAUUGCUUUUAAAUCGAAGAUGCAAGCGAAAAAGGUUACGAAAACUCGUCCGUCGAUCUGCAACGUCGCCGAGAUUGAAAGCGAGUCGAUACCUUCCUCGGAAAUUAUCCGAGACGUUGAAAAUCACGGGCAGGAAAUUAGCGACGACAUUGUUACGAAUCGCCAAACGCCGUCUAAUUUUCACCAAGUUCGUUUUGGUAAAAUAUUUCUUUCUGUACUAAUUUUGCAAUUAAUUCGUGUAAUAUUUAGAAAAAACAGGUGCAUUCUCGAGACGCUCCAAAGACGGGAAUCGCAAAAAAAGAGGAAAAUCUUGCGAGCGAAGCUGCCGGCGUAUUUCCAGGAAAUUCUGAUAAAACUGAUAAAGCCAGGAGAUCGCGUAUCCCUCAAAAUAGGAUCAGCAAAAUUCCGCGCGUGAAACUUCCGAUAAAACCCAAUUCCUUUCUAUCUACGCAUGGAGACUCGCGCAUUUAUCCGGUACAAUUGCGUAUUUGCAUUUGUUGAAACGGAGUAUUUAAAUAUGUUUCAGUACGUACGUUUUCAAAUAAUUUUAAUUAGCAGAACGCAGAAUUGUCAGUGAGGAAUGAAUUGAGAUGCUCCACGGAUAUGAAAUCCAAAGACAAUAAAGAGGAAAAAUUAAUAUUCGAGGGAUCUUUGGACUGUGAAAAAUUAAAAGCCACGAUCAUCUCACCGGCAGUCCGUGAAAACACGAGUCUCUGGUGUCCCGGAAAAAGCUCGGAGAUGGAUGCCGACGAAGAAUUCGAGGGGGAUCUGCCGACACCGAGGGCGGAA
Messenger RNA from Vollenhovia emeryi, 1411 nucleotides. RefSeq lists its product as uncharacterized. NCBI's taxonomy places the organism in Eukaryota, Metazoa, Arthropoda, Insecta, Hymenoptera, Formicidae. Bases 348 to 1037 code for a protein of 229 amino acids. The record is from RefSeq and is a predicted model, not a curated record. The transcript has 4 exons.